Messenger RNA from Rubroshorea leprosula, 2156 nucleotides. The record is from the annotation of a GenBank genome assembly. NCBI's taxonomy places the organism in Eukaryota, Viridiplantae, Streptophyta, Magnoliopsida, Malvales, Dipterocarpaceae.
UCUUCAUUCGAAAAAGGGACCCAAAAGAAGAUAUAAUGUUCAUUUGAGAUGAGAUAUGGAUGUUUUUGGAUGAGGUGGUGCUGCAGUUAAGUUUUUUUGUAUGGAUCCUUGCUUUGUUACUUGUUUUCGUACUGUUUUUCUUGUUCUGGUUUUUUUUCCUGCUUUGCUCAGUCAAAAGAAGCAUCCUUGGAACUAAGAGGAUCAGAUACUGUUAUCUGCCCCUGAAGGUCUCUCAUCUCUAGGGAAAUUAAUGUGAAUCUGUCUAUUGUCCCCUGUGCUACCUCUCUCAAUCAAGUUAUUUCAGGAAGAAUGAACAUUGUUCAGAAUCUCAUGGAGAGACUAAGAUCCCUUGUGGGUUCCAAGGGCUGGAAUUAUUGCCUUCUUUGGAAAUUAAGUGAUGACCAAAGGUUUCUUGAGUGGGUGGAUUGUUGUUGUGCUGGAAUUGAUCAGACUAGUAUUGAAAAUGGUGGAGAACUUCAAUUUCCUGUUACUCCUGUUCUUCCUUGCAGGGAUGUUGUGUAUCAACAUCCAAGAACCAGAUCCUGUGACCUUCUUUCUCAACUUCCUUCCUCCAUUCCUCUGGAUUCUGGAAGUUAUGCAGAAACCCUGAUAUCAAACCAACCCAGAUGGCUGAACUUCACUAAUAGUCCAGAAUCCAAUAUUUUAGAGGAAAUUGGAACCAGGGUUUUGAUUCCGGUGGCAGGAGGACUAAUAGAGUUGUUCAUCACUAAACAAGAAGCUACCAUGAAUCCAGGCAGCAUGGGUACAAGUUUCACCGUGUUUAACAUACAGGAAGUUCAACCAAAGCCUCAAAAUGACCAGAAAGAUCACAACAACAUUCAUUUCCAAUCCACAUUAUCUCCGGCAUUAGAAAAUCUAAAUCUCCCCUACGACAUCUCAGCUGACCGGAUCCACCUCUGCAGUUCUCCCAUGGACUUCUCUAGCUACAACCCUGAAAACAAAACUAAAAAUGAUAUGUUCUUUGAAAAUCACCCGUUUGUCUCUCCAUCAGCAGUGGAUAAUGGCCUUCAAGAGAUGGAUCCAAUGUUGCAAAGUUCCAUGAUGUCAAGUGAAGCAGGGGUACUUUUACAAGGGAAUAGUGAUAAGGACACGGUGAAACCGGAGAAUGGACGAUCUGAUUCUGUCUCAGAUUGCAGUGAUCAAAUUGAUGAUGAAGAUGAUGGAAGGUACAGAAGGAGGACUGGAUCAAAGGGUCCUCAAUCCAAGAACCUUAUGGCUGAGAGGAAAAGGAGGAAGAAGCUUAAUGAAAGACUCUAUACUCUUCGUUCCUUGGUUCCCAAGAUAUCCAAGUUGGAUAGAGCUUCGAUCCUUGGAGACGCCAUUGAAUUCAUGAAGGAUCUACAGAAGCAAGCAAAAGAACUCCAAGACGAGCUUGAAGAACAUUCAGAUUUAGAUGAUGACAGAGGAGCUAAGAACACAUGUUCAGUCCUUAAUGGUGUUCGAAGUGUUAAACAUCCCUGGGGUAAUAUUCAAUCCGAGAGCUUGAUGCAAAAUGCGGUUCCAAUGGAUCCCAAGUCAGAAAAUGAAAAUGGCUCGAAGCAAAAUCUAGAUUCAGAACAUGUUGAUGACAAGACACAACAGAUGGAGGUUCAAGUGGAAGUAGCUCAAAUGGAUGGAAACAAGUUCUUUGUUCAGGUAUUCUGUGAGCAUAAGCCUGGGGGAUUCGUAAGAUUAAUGGAGGUCUUGGAUUCAUUAGGACUGGAAGUAACAAAUGCAAAUGUGACCAGUAACUUAGGCCUUGUGUCUAAUGUCUUCAAAGUUGAGAAAAAGGACAGUGACACGGUUCAAGCUGAUCAUGUGAGAGACUCUUUGCUAGAGCUAACCCGAAACCCUUCGAGGGGAUGGUCUGGUUUGUCUAAAGCCGCAGAGGGCAAUAGUGGAACUAGCGACUGUCAUCAUCACCACCAGCAACACCUCCACAUCCACCACAUUAGUUCCCACCACAACCUCCUUCAUCACUUCCAUAAUUAAAGAAAGAAAUAUCUUCCUUAUAAAGUUUUAUAUGAACAUCAUGACUUUGUAUCUCAAAUGUCUUUGCACAUUUCAUUAUUUUCUGUGUUUUGAAAAAUCAAUUCAUCUCCAUUUGGAACAUACAAACAAUGAAUCUCUUACAGCAAUAAAGGGAUGAAAAAUAA